Nicotiana tabacum (common tobacco) is the source of this 1755-nucleotide messenger RNA. RefSeq names its product GDP-mannose transporter GONST3. Lineage: Eukaryota; Viridiplantae; Streptophyta; Magnoliopsida; Solanales; Solanaceae. The record is from RefSeq and is a predicted model, not a curated record.
CAUUGCGUAAUUGGGACACUUGCAAAGAGUGCAAAGGGGCUUACUUUCAUUUUGCGUUAAUUACCCCAUUCGUCAAUUGCGCUCUCUUUUCUCACUCUCCGGUGUAUACGAGCCACCGACGCCUCCGCCGGGAUCAUUAGCAGCCACCGUCUUCCUCCAAUUUCUCGAUCUUCAACGAUAUAGAUGUCAAAUGAUGUGGAAAAUCCCGAAGAUGGAGAUGCCAGGAAGUCUUCAGAUGCUUCUUCACCAACCCCCAGUCUCCAAUCGACUUGGUACGAUGCCUUACUUCAGCAAGCAUCAGUUUAUGGAGUAGCUGCUGGAUACUGUCUAUCAGCAUCACUACUCUCCAUCAUUAACAAGUGGGCUGUCAUGAAAUUUCCUUACCCAGGAGCACUAACUGCAUUGCAGUAUUUCACAAGUGCAGCUGGAGUCCUCAUAUGCGGGGGGCUCAAGGUCAUACAACAUGAUAAGCUUGAUCUUGUAACAAUGUGGCGGUUCCUGCCGGCUGCAAUUAUAUUCUACCUAUCUCUUUUUACAAAUAGUGAGCUUCUCCUCCAUGCCAAUGUUGAUACUUUUAUUGUCUUCAGAUCAGCUGUCCCCAUCUUUGUUGCAAUAGGAGAGACCCUCUACUUGCAUCAGCCAUGGCCAGCAAUUAAAACGUGGGCUUCACUAGGUACAAUCUUUGCUGGUAGUGUGCUCUAUGUCACUACUGAUUACCAGUUCACACUUACGGCUUAUAGCUGGGCAUUGGCUUACUUAGUGAGCAUGUCCAUUGAUUUUGUUUAUAUCAAGCAUGUUGUUAUGACAAUUGGCUUAAACACGUGGGGUCUCGUGCUAUACAACAAUCUUGAGGCUUUGAUGCUUUUUCCUAUUGAGCUACUUAUAAUGGGCGAACUGAAGAAGAUAAAGCAUGAAAUUCAGGAUGAGUCAGAUUGGUACAGUUUUCAAGUGGUGUUACCCGUAGCCCUGUCGUGUUUGUUUGGUCUAGCAAUCUCUUUCUUUGGAUUUUCUUGUCGUAGAGCAAUAUCUGCUACAGGCUUUACUGUUCUCGGCAUAGUGAACAAACUAUUGACAGUGGUGAUAAAUCUAGUCAUCUGGGACAAACAUUCGACUCUUGUUGGGACAGUGGGACUCUUGAUCUGCAUGCUUGGCGGUGUUAUGUACCAGCAAUCCACAAGCAACAAGCCUAAGGCUGUGAAAGAUGUAAAUCCACAAGCAGCUGAUGAGGAACAACAGAAGCUCCUUGAAAUGCAAAGCAGCAUACAGAGCAGUGAGAAUGAGAAGCAAGCUACACAAUCGGGAGAUGAGAAACAAUAACAUAUUCUUGGGAAGAGUUCCCUUUCAUUCUUGUAUGUCAAAGAUAUUGUUGAAUUCAAUUAUACACCUGGUCGAAAAUCCAGUGCUGUCUUAACUGCCAGAUUGGGUAUGAAGUCAGCCGCCAGUUACUUAGAAGCAGCUCUCACGAGGAAAGGAGAGUGGAUUGCAAAUUUUAUUCAUGGGUAUGAAGUCAGCUGCCUUCAACUUUGCAAAAGAACAUCUUAGGUUUAUCUUCUAUAGUUUUGAUUGUAUUCAGCUUACUUAUUUUGUAUUUAGUAAGCUUUCUCCUCCCAAUUUGAGUAGUGGGUGAUGGUGGAGUAAUAUUUGUGUAAUUCAUUUGAUAGAAUUGUGACAGACUAUUCCAAUAUGCUCUGCCAUUCCUGUACACAGACCAGUGACAUGUUUCUAAGGGGGCGCCAAAAAACACUUUGUCUAAUA